AAGAGAAGGAGGCGGAACGUUCCACACCAGCUGCUACGGAUCAUGCCCGCGCUGCAACUUGUGGACAGCCGCUACGCCUGGUUCAUGGCAGUCAUGUGCUCCUGGGUCCAGGUAUGGGCCGCCAUCGUCUUCCGCAGCUCGGGCAUCCUACUGGUCGGUCUGGUGUCCAGCUUUCGCAUCUCACGCGAGGAGGCCUCGUGGCCCUUCGAAAUCUGCUCCGCCAUCAACUGUAUGCAGGGCUUCUUGGUCGGCGUUCUGGUCCGAUACUGGGACACCCGAGUGCUAAACAUAGGAGCUACUCUCCUGGCUUCAGUGAGCGCCAUUGCUUGCUUCAUUUCGAAUACGCCUGCAGCCUACGUUGUAUUUAUUGGCGUCGGCUUCGGCGCCGGCACGGGCCUCAUGGUGCCCACGAACGUGGUGGUGCUGCAUCGCUACUUCGACAAGUACCGGACCUCGGCGAGCGGCCUGAGCUUCGCCGGCGCGGCGCUGAGCAGCAUGCUGCUGCCGCCACUCCUCGGCAAGUUGUUGAACGUGUACGGCCUGCAGGGCACCAUGCUCAUCAUAGGCGCGCUCGUGCUGAACACGAUGGCCGGCUCCAUCACACUCCGCUCGUCGCCCAGCUACCCGCGGCCGCCGUGCCACACAGUGUUCAGCACAACGGCCACUGCCACCAGACGCGGCAGCACCAGCAGCACCAGCAGCGGCGGCGAAGGCGCGGAGAACAAGAACAUCAUCAGCGAGAUCUUCACCUCUGAAAUCCCGCUGUGGGAGAGCGGCAUCAUCGUCUCCACACUGUCGCCGCGUUCGCAUCAGUCCCACCGGCGAAGACAUGGGAUGUUCAGCUUCAUCCGGAACCCGAUGUUCGUGCCACUGAUGGUGACUGGUGCGGUGUAUGGCUACGUGUUUAGUACGUACCUGAUAACCAUCGUGGACCACGCGGCGGGCGCGGCGAAUGCCAGCCACGAGGAAGGCGCCAUAAUAGUCUCGACCAUGGCCAUGGGCGACUUCUUUAGCCGCCUCGGCAUCGGCUACAUCACCGACCGACACUACAUCACCCGCGAGGGGAUGCUCAUCAUCAACUUCGCCUUGCAGGGUGUGUGCUAUUUGCUGCUAGCCAACCUCGCCACCGUAGCGAACAUGCUGGUGGUGGCGGUGGUGUUCGGCCUGAACAACGGCGGCACGAUCGCGUCGUUCCCUGUGCUUCUGGCCGACCACCUGGGCGACGAGCACCUGCCACUCACGUUCGGCGUCCACCGAUUUACCAUGGGUGUUACCACGCUCACCAGGCCCAUGCUAAUCGAGCGGCCAGGCUUGAACCCGCGACCUCGAAUUCAGCAGUACAAGGCCAUAGCCAUUGAGCACCAUCGUGGGUGA
Messenger RNA from Dermacentor albipictus, 1374 nucleotides. RefSeq names its product monocarboxylate transporter 7-like. Gene Ontology annotation, molecular function: monocarboxylic acid transmembrane transporter activity. NCBI's taxonomy places the organism in Eukaryota, Metazoa, Arthropoda, Arachnida, Ixodida, Ixodidae. Gene Ontology annotation, biological process: transmembrane transport. Gene Ontology annotation, cellular component: membrane. The record is from RefSeq and is a predicted model, not a curated record.